Messenger RNA from Solanum lycopersicum (tomato), 1414 nucleotides. RefSeq names its product ornithine decarboxylase-like. NCBI's taxonomy places the organism in Eukaryota, Viridiplantae, Streptophyta, Magnoliopsida, Solanales, Solanaceae. Gene Ontology annotation, molecular function: ornithine decarboxylase activity. The record is from RefSeq and is a predicted model, not a curated record. Gene Ontology annotation, cellular component: cytoplasm.
AAGAUACUUUAGAGAUUGACAUUAUUGUAUAUAAAGGAGAGGUAGGAAGCCUAUUUUCAUAUCAUCAAGUUAAAAACACUAGCUAGCUUUUAUACAUCAAAGCAUUAUAUUUGUUUAUCAAGAUGUCUAAAAUUACUGUUGUAGCAAAAGAUGGGAUGACAAACUUAAUCCGUUCGAUUGCAGCAGAAACGCAUGAAGCUGGGCAACCAUUUUAUGUACUGGAUUUAGCGAUAAUUGAGAGGCUUAUGGACAAAUGGAACCAUUCUUUUCCAAAUGUAAAACCUUUUUAUGCUGUCAAAUGCAACACUGAACCAGCACUUGUUACUAAACUAGCCAAUUUGGGUGCUAAUUUUGAUUGUGCUAGCUUACUCGAGAUUGACACCGUCUUAAAUCUCGGAAUAAGCCCAAAUCAAAUCAUUUUUGCUAACCCUUGCAAGGCUGUUUCCCACAUCAAGCAUGCAGCUGCUGUUGGGGUCAAUCUCACUACUUUUGAUUCUAAGCUCGAAGUUGACAAGAUCAAAAAAUGGCACCCACAGUGCCAUUUACUGCUCCGGAUCAAAGCCCCUAGUGCUAGCGGUUCCUUGCGUCCCCUGGGGAAAAAAUUCGGAGCAUUGCCGGAAGAAAUUGAACCACUCCUGCAUUACGCUUGUAAUGUGGCUGGUUUAAAAGUUGUAGGCGUUACAUUUCACGUUGGAUCUAUAGCACAAGAUCCCACCAUUUAUCGCCAAGCGAUUGCCAAUGCCAGGGCCGUGUUUGAUAUAGCUCAUUAUCUUGGAAUUCCUAAAAUGCAAAUUCUAGACAUUGGUGGUGGAUUUAGAUCUACCCCAUUGUUCGAGGAAAUAGCUACUGUAGUAAACGAAGCAGUCCAAGAAUUUUUCCCCGACCCUAAUUUGAAAAUAAUUGCAGAGCCUGGGCGUUUCUUUCCUGAAACUGCUUUUACUUUGGUUACCCAUGUGAUUGGCAAAAGAGUUAGAGGAGACAAAAUAGAAUAUUGGAUUGAUGAGGGGGUUUAUGGAUCGUUUAGGCCAACACUGUACAACAGUUGCUUUGUGGGCAUCAAACCAAUUUCAACGAAAGAAAGUUGUGAAAUACGCGAGUCGACCAUUUACGGACCAAGUUGUGACUGCCUUGAUAAAGUGGCUGAGGACAUAAAAUUGCCGGAGCUUCAGUUGGAUGAUUUGAUAGUGUUCUAUAACAUGGGUGCAUAUUCAAAAUGUGUUGGAACAAAGUUCAAUGGAUUUGAUAUGUUAUCCACACCUACCUAUCUUGUUACCACCAAUUCUACCUAAAACUUGGAUCAGCUACCUAUGCUGCUUGUUUUCUAUGAUUAAUUUGUUUCCAAUCAUUAAUUUUGUAUGAUUGUGAGAUUAACAUAUCGCUAUUUUAUUAAUUACAAGCUUAAUUUCCCAAAUAA